CCUCAACCACCCCUGCUCCCUGGGAUCUGCCUCCCUUGGCCACCCCUGCUCCCCUCUGCUCCCCAGGAUCUCCCAUCCGCUCUCUAGUGUGUGUGUGUCCCCCGCAGCCACCCCUGCUCCCAGGAUCUCCCUCCCUCAGCCACCCCUGCUCCCUGGGAUCUGCCUCUCCUGUAACCUGCCUUCUCUCCUCUCCUGCCUUCUCUCAUCUCCAUGGCUCUGGCUCACAGGUGGUCUUGUCUGUCCAUCCUUCCUCACUCUCCAUGCCUGUGUCAUUCCCUGAGGAAUUCCAGAGGACCGACAGCCUGUCUCCUGGCUGCCUGGAGGGAAGGAACAGUCACAAACCAGAACUGGGAACGUGGCAGUAUCCUCUAGGCAGUGGGUAUAGAUAGACACACUGCAGGCCCUGUGAUUGUCAGCUCUAAUAAACGAUAGGAGGAAGUUGGGAGACGAACGUAAUUCCUUGUACCUUGGUGAUGUAAAUCAAGGGAGCGAAGAACCACCGUGACACAGAUUUAAAUCUCUUUGCAGGCGGUGGCUGUGGGCUCCAGACAGCUGCCGUCUCUUCACAAAGCUGCAGGAUAGUGACCUCUCACCUCUGAGAACAGCGUUUCUGGACCUGCUGACAGCUGCCCAGCCGUACCUAGCACAAUGUCAGGUCAUCACACUCCCUCUGCUGGGGGUCCCUUCUCAGCACUCACUCCCAGCAUUUGGCCUCAGGAGAUCCUGGCGAAAUACUCACAGAAAGAAGAAUCCGUUGAGCAGCCAGAGUUCCACUAUGAUGAAUUUGGUUUCCGAAUUGAUAAGGAAGAUGGUGCUGAGCCAAAUUCCAGCAAGCUUCUGGGUGUCCCACUGACAGAGGAGCCUCAGCAGAGGCUCAAGUGGCAGGCUCAUCUGGAAUUCACACACAACCAUGACGUGGGCGACCUUACCUGGGACAAAAUUGAGGUCACCCUGCCACAUUCAGACAAGCUGCGCUCCCUGGUACUCGCUGGCAUCCCACACAGUAUGAGGCCACAGCUGUGGAUGCGCCUGUCAGGGGCCUUGCAGAAGAAGAGGAAUUCAGAGAUGUCAUACCGGGAUAUUGUGAAAAACAGCUCUAACGAUGAAACCAUUGCUGCCAAACAGAUUGAAAAGGACUUGCUCCGCACGAUGCCCAGCAACGCCUGCUUCUCUAACAUGAACAGUAUUGGGGUGCCACGGCUACGCAGGAUACUACGGGGACUUGCUUGGCUCUACCCAGAGAUUGGAUAUUGCCAAGGCACUGGCAUGAUGGCUGCCUCUCUGCUGCUCUUCUUGGAGGAGGAAGAUGCCUUCUGGAUGAUGUGCGCUAUCAUCGAGGAGCUGGUUCCUGCCUCCUACUUCAGCACCACCCUGAUGGGUGUGCAGACAGACCAACGUGUCCUGCGACAGCUCAUUGUGCAGUACUUGCCCCGCCUGGACAAGCUGCUCCAGGAGCAUGACAUUGAGCUCUCCUUGAUCACCUUGCAUUGGUUCCUCACCUCUUUCGCUAGUGUUGUCCACAUCAAGCUGCUGCUGCGUAUUUGGGACCUCUUCUUCUAUGAGGGCUCUCUGGUGCUGUUCCAGCUCACUUUGGGCAUGCUCAGUAUGAAGGAGGAUGAGCUAAUCCAGUCUGAGAACUCUGCCUCAAUCUUCAACACGCUCUCAGACAUCCCAAGUCAGAUUGAAGAUGCAGAUGUGCUGCUGCGGGAGGCCAUGCGAGUGGCUGGCUCGCUGACGGAUGUGGCAGUGGAGACCCAGCGUUGCAAACACUUGGCCUACCUCAUUGCUGACCAAGGGCAGCUGCUCAACUCCAGCCCCACUGUCAACAAUUUAUCCAAAAUUGUGCGGCGCAGGACUCAGCGCAGGAAAUCUGGCAUCACCUCUCUGCUUUUCGGGGAUGAUGAUCUGGAGGCACUGAAAGCCAAGAACAUCAAGCAGACGGAGCUGGUGGCUGACCUGCGAGAGGCCAUUCUCCAGGUGGCGCGGCACUUCCAGUGUGUGGAUCCCAAGAACUGCAGCAUUGAUCUGACUCCAGACUACAGUAUGGAGAGUCACCAGCGGGACCACGAGAACUAUGUGGCCUGUUCCCGCAACCGACGACGACGAGCCAAGGCACUACUGGACUUCGAGCGUCAUGAUGAUGAUGAACUGGGCUUCCGCAAGAAUGACAUCAUUACGAUCAUUUCCCAGAGGGAUGAGCACUGUUGGGUGGGAGAACUGAAUGGACUGAGAGGCUGGUUUCCUGCAAAAUUUGUGGAGAUUUUGGAUGAGCGGAGCAAAGAGUACUCCAUUGCUGGAGAUGACUCAGUGACAGAAGGGGUGACAGACUUGGUGCGAGGGACGCUGUGUCCAGCCUUGAAGGCCAUAUUUGAACAUGGAUUGAAGAAGCCGUCUCUGCUAGGGGGGGCCUGCCACCCUUGGCUCUUCAUUGAAGAGGCUGCAAGCCGGGAGGUUGAACGGGACUUUGACUCCGUGUAUUCUCGCCUUGUGCUCUGCAAGACUUACAGGCUUGAUGAAGACGGCAAAGUUCUGACUCCAGAGGAGCUGCUGUACCGGGCGGUUCAGGCUGUGAACAUGACGCAUGAUGCUGCACAUGUACAGAUGGAUGUGAAGCUUCGUUCCCUCAUCUGUGUUGGACUCAACGAGCAGGUGCUGCAUUUGUGGCUAGAGGUUCUGUGCUCAAGCCUGCAGACCGUGGAGAAGUGGUUCCAUCCCUGGUCGUUCCUGCGCAGUCCCGGCUGGGUGCAGAUCAAAUGUGAGCUGAGAGUCCUCUGCAAAUUUGCCUUCAGCCUCUCUCAGGACUGGGAGCUGCCAAUAAAGAGGGAGGAGAAGGAGAAGAAGCCACUGAAGGAAGGGGUACAGGACAUGCUCGUGAAGCACCAUCUCUUCAGCUGGGACAUAGAUGGGUGACCCCUACCCUGCCCCAUUCUGGGGAACCUUCUCAAUGGCGCACACUCCUUUUCCUCCCUCGCCCCCCGUUGUGUCUCACUCCCUGCCCUCCCCCACCCCACUCACUUGUAUCUGUGACAAAAUCCCUCUCGAGGGGGCUGCCAGCCCACCUGGGACGGAUGGCAGCAGCGCUGAGAGGCCGAGCUGCAGAUGCAAGGGAGGUGAUGGUCAAGGGCGAUGCUGCAAGGGGACAAGUGUGUUCUGGCAACAAAAAUGUGCCCCCCUCCCAGCCUGCCCUGUCUCUGCCACCCCCAUUUUCUCCUUGCCGCAGCCCUGCCUCCCCCCGGUGCCUGGGGGAGCAGCCUGGUCCACAGCCCCUCGUGCACUGCCCCAAGGGCCAGCAGCUGCGGGGGGGUGUGAGCGUGUCAGCUGCUGUGGGGAAGAGAUGGCCCUUGUGGGGUGGCUUUUAUCCAUGAAAGCUGGUGCUGUUGGCAGGUGGCACUGCAGGUGCAAGUGGAAUUGGGCUGGUGAGUGACUCAGCACGGCACGGGAGCAGGGAAAGCACAUCCCUCCGUGCCAGCCAAGGGCUUGCCUCUGUUGGGGAGAGGGAUGGCAAACCCUGAAGCACUUGGACAAGUUCCUCUGACCGGGAGCCAGGACUGAGAAGGGGGAACUGGCAUCAGCCUCAUCCCACCUCCCUGGCAUUGGGGCGUGGGGUGUUGACAAGAGGUGCCCAACUGCACCAGCCUGUUACCACUGUACCAGCCUUAGGGGAUGGGCCUUGUCUCCUCUGGGAGCAGACAAAACCCACCUGUCCCCUAAACAAGAGUGUUUCAUGCUGUCAUUUUAGUCUCUAGAUUAUUUUUACUGUUAACCAAAAAGAUGUAAAUUAACUCCAGGAAUGUGUAUAUUUUGGCAUUGUUGUAGCUCAGGAGGAGGUUCAGGUUGGAGCUGGCUCAGGGAGACUUGCUCGUCCUCCUCACCCUGCGGUGGCGAUGGGGACACAGGUCAGGAGCGGAAGAAUUGCUGCUUUGUGGUGGUGGCUCUGGAUAUGGAGUCUGUGACUUUCUACUGAAAGCACUUGUCUGUGAGCACAAACUACUCAUGAGAUGACACUAGAUUCUUACUUUCCUUUAUUUGGUGGGUUUGUAAAUAAACUAUCUUGGGAGAGAGCUGGGCUUUGGCUUUGUUUUUUGACAGGAAUGGGAGUAGAUUGAAUUCUUCAUUCCUGCCAGUUGAUCAUUAUGACCCUAUUUCUGCGCCGGCUCCUGCUCAUGUCACACUGAGGUCUCCGCUCAGCCAGGGCUGGCACCGGGGGAUCUCCUCGAUGGCUUUGCCUCGGACUGGGCCACGAGGCUGAGUGGUAGCAGGGGCAGGAGCAGCUGUGCCCAAAGUGCAGCUUGGCAGCAGAGCCCUAGAAAAGCAACACUGAAAAUGAGGGGAUGCACGAGGA
Messenger RNA from Cuculus canorus (common cuckoo), 4342 nucleotides. It is a transcript of the gene SGSM3, whose product is annotated as small G protein signaling modulator 3. The transcript has 22 exons. NCBI's taxonomy places the organism in Eukaryota, Metazoa, Chordata, Aves, Cuculiformes, Cuculidae. The coding region runs from base 649 to 2910 and encodes 753 amino acids. The record is from RefSeq and is a predicted model, not a curated record. Gene Ontology annotation, molecular function: protein binding.